GAUGUGGGACGGGGAAAAGAUGGCGGCGGCCGUGGUCCAAAUGUCAUGUUUGUACCGUGGGAUGUUGGCGGUCAGGGCCACUGGCAUCCGACCGCUGAUUCCCGGACUCGUGCCAUCUCAGUUCAGGGCGUUUUCGAUGAAGAAAGAACCGGAGUUGGAGGAAAAUCCGUACUAUAGUAAAUAUGAAGAGAAGAUCAGGAAACUGCGAAGUUCAAAACCUCAAGAAUAUAAAGUCCGGAUGGAGAAGCGCAGGGAGGUGAAGACGGAACCGCUCGGACAGUCCAAACAAGCGGAGUUCGUCAAGUACAUGGAGAAACAGCUGGACAAACGUGGCAAAGCAGAAGCUGGUGGCUUCACCAAAGAUAAGACAUUAGGGUCUAUUCUUAACCUUGAUAUGGUUCAGGAGAAAUCUGGAUCUGAUAUCGCUGAGCUGUGGAUGCAGUACUUCUCAAAGAAAGACACAAUCAGUGCCGUCAUACCAGGCUCAACUUUUGACAUUAUUUUUGGUCGUGCCAAAUCUUGCCCAACUUUUCUGUACGCUCUGCCUCAGAAGGAGGGCUAUGAGUUUUUUAUUGGCCAGUGGGCUGGUCAUGAACUGCACUUCACAUCUUUAAUCAAUGUUCAGACAAUGGGAGAGAAUGCACCCAGCCAGCUUAUUUUAUAUCACUAUACAGACCUGCAGAAGGACAAAGGCAUCGUGCUAAUGACUGCUGAGAUGGAUAGCAAAUUUGUGACUGUCCACCAGGCACAAUGCUUGGCCAAUCAGGUGCAGCUGUUUUACGGAUCGCAGCGACUUGAGACCUUCCGAUUGGUUGAGACCUUCAACCACCAACCUGCAGAGUUUAAACACAUGGCUGUGAUAGCAGAACUGGAACAGAGUGGUAUUGGCUCAGCAGUCACUACAAAAUAAUCAGAAGACAAUAAACGUGGACUGUCGUCUUGAGUCUCAUGAGAGACUCUGAAGCCAGAUGAGAAGAUAAAAUGUGUUGCCUUUCAAUAGAUAAGAGUUGAAUGGACUCUCAAUAGAUGUGAAAUAUGAAAAUAGAUUCAUACGUCAUGAUUAUCUGCUACCAUGUAUGCAGGUUCAGUUCUCGUUUGACUCCCCGUAAAUGUCCUCAUUAGCAUAUUAUGGCUCAAAAUACUGUACUGUUGUUUGUAUGAUAAUUUGAUGCUUAAAAAUGCAACAAGGAAACUUAUUUAUGCCAUAAAUAUGUUUCCCACAAAAUAAAAAAUCAUGUUGUAGAUGUUUAUACAUCCACAUCAUUGCAUAAAUAGUACACUAAGUUCUUCCUUAUGUAUAGUAUUCCUCUAAAUGAUCAAAAUUAGAUACCAUUUAAGGUGUUCAGGCCUGUUUACCCAAAAAAUACAGGCGUCUUUCUUCAUUCUUGACUGAGAUAAACACACCUGUAGCCUGGUGUGUGAGAUCCAUAAAUAGAUGAUAUGCAAUACCCUGAGGACCCAAGUAACAUAGUGUUCUUUUAUAUCCUGUGUGGUGUUAUUCAUAAUAAAGCUUCACAUUGUGGCA
Molecule: messenger RNA, 1525 nt
Organism: Labeo rohita (rohu)
Lineage: Eukaryota; Metazoa; Chordata; Actinopteri; Cypriniformes; Cyprinidae
Gene: atpaf1
Product: ATP synthase mitochondrial F1 complex assembly factor 1
Exons: 9
Coding region: 2-910 (302 amino acids)
Biological process (GO): mitochondrial proton-transporting ATP synthase complex assembly
Cellular component (GO): mitochondrion
Source: RefSeq, a predicted model, not a curated record